Messenger RNA from Zea mays, 971 nucleotides. Its product is annotated as pathogenesis related protein5. The transcript has a single exon. Lineage: Eukaryota; Viridiplantae; Streptophyta; Magnoliopsida; Poales; Poaceae. The record is from RefSeq and is marked validated. Bases 79 to 603 code for a protein of 174 amino acids.
AGCAGCAAGAGUGAGUAGCCUAGCUCUAUAGCUCGAGUAUUGCUUGCUCUCCACAAGAAACAAGGCAGAGCACCAACAAUGGCCGCCGCCUCCUCGUCCUCGGUCCUCCUGCUGCUCCUGGCCGCCGCCUUGGCUGGCAUGAGCGCCAACGCCGCCACCUUCACCAUCACCAACAACUGCGGGUUCACCGUGUGGCCCGCGGCCACCCCGGUGGGCGGGGGCACGCAGCUGAACCCGGGCGGGACGUGGACCGUCAACGUGCCGGCUGGCACCAGCUCCGGCCGCGUGUGGGGCCGCACCGGCUGCUCCUUCAACGGCAACAGCGGGAGCUGCCAGACAGGCGACUGCGGCGGCGCGCUGGCCUGCACGCUGUCGGGGCAGCCGCCGCUGACGCUGGCCGAGUUCACCAUCGGCGGCAGCCAGGACUUCUACGACAUCUCGGUCAUCGACGGCUACAACCUCGCCAUGGCCUUCUCCUGCAGCACCGGCGUGCGGCUGGUGUGCACGGACCCUGGAUGCCCCGACGCGUACCACAACCCCCCCGACAUGAAGACCCAUGCAUGUGGCGGCAACAGCAACUACCAAGUCACCUUCUGCCCGUGAUCGGCCGGAAUAGGCUCUGCAUUUGCAUGGGCUAGUGAUUUGGAUUUUGCAGGAAUAAUUCUGAUUUGGAUUUGCACAAUAAUAUAUAAGCGUGCAUUACACGUGCACGCAUUUGUAUGUACGCGCGUAUACGUCGUACCUACGUAGCUGGAUUUGUGUGCGUGCUUCGUACCAAAUAUUAAUAAGAAUAAACAAAUAUGACUCGUGUCAUACAUAUACACGACAUCGCCGUAUCAUUUUGGUUGUAUAUCUAGCAAUCAUUUCGCUUAAGAGCACCAAGAGACUAGAUAUAAAUUCUAGCUAAAUUUAGAGUAUUGAAAGCUGUAAAAAAGAUAUAUAAGUUUCUAAUGGUGGGUGUAUCCAACAAA